Messenger RNA from Helicoverpa armigera (cotton bollworm), 17799 nucleotides. RefSeq names its product tweek (gene tweek). The transcript has 62 exons. Gene Ontology annotation, biological process: synaptic vesicle endocytosis. The record is from RefSeq and is a predicted model, not a curated record. NCBI's taxonomy places the organism in Eukaryota, Metazoa, Arthropoda, Insecta, Lepidoptera, Noctuidae. The coding region runs from base 182 to 15076 and encodes 4964 amino acids.
CGAAACGUAAUCGUCGGAUCGGAGAGCUGUCAAAGUUCUGAACCACGGAUGGGCAGUGAUUUAUGAUUUUGAUAAGAAAGACAGAAAAAUAGUAUUAGAAAUGUGUAUAGUGUAUGAUUUUCUAGGGCAGUUUAAUUGUAUAAAAUGUAAAAAGUGUCAGUGUAAUAAUUAAACCACCAUCAUGGAGAAUUUCACCGGGUCUAUGGAUGAUCCGGUGGCGCAAAGAUGGAAUUCGUCAUCAAUAGACUUCGCGGAUUUAACAAUAGAUAGAAACUUUGCCCUCCUGCUAGUGUCGCUAAUAUCCGCGAUACUAUGGAUCGUUUAUAUAACGUACUACAACAGCCGUGUGCUGGGCUACAUCCUGACCAGGCUCAUCAACAAGUUCUAUUUCCAAGAUGACAAUUUCAAAAUAGGGUCGUUCACCCUCAACGCCCUGUCUGGUAAGAUAAUGUUCCGGGACAUAGUGUACAUCAACUAUGACUACAGCUUGCGGAUACAGGACGGCUACUUGAUAUUCAGGUGGUGGCGCUCCUAUGUGCCUAAGGAUGUUUCCGAAGACCUGUCGCACUCGGACACGCGGCUGUCAAUAAUGCUAAACGGCUUCGAGCUACACUUCUAUAACCGCUGUGACUUGUACAACGAACUUGAGAAAAUAUUCGGUCUCGAGCCUGUUAUCAAACAACAGAAUGACGACGACUAUACCGACCGCGAUAAGGCUAUGAAUGACGCGAACGAGAAGCGGAGACGAGCGCAAGAGACCGUGAGGUCCGAGGCCGCCAUGGCUCGCACGUGGCGUGACCUCAUACCCGUCAUCAAAAUCGAUAUCUGUUCAGGAAGAGUAGUUUUCGGUAAUAGAUUAGUCCCAACCACGUUGUCUAUAAGCGUCGAAGAGUCCCACUUAGUGUACAGUACAAAGCCCCCUGCCUCCAGUUUAGAUCACCUUAUGCACUUUGUCAAAGCCAAAGCCGAAAAUUGCAAAGUGAUGCUUGCGCCUAGUCCUAAUUACACGUCGAUGGUUGACGAACCGCCGCGGUAUAUGGGAGAGGGAUUCGUGGUAAUGAGCUCCAAUUACAUCGAAGUUUACUUCUAUAUGGACGAGCCAGGCUUGGUGCCCGAACAACCUGUUCUGCUGCAGUUAGCUAAUGGAGAUAUUGUAGAGUCAGCUCCUCCGAUCUGGGGCGUGGAUAUCAAAUGUGGAAAGGGAACAGACUUCAGCUAUGGGCCCUGGGCGGAUAGACAGAGAGAUCAUCUAUUCAAAUUCUUCUUCCCACCGAAUUAUAAAAAUUUAGAAGUAACGCCUCAGCCAAAGCCUGGAGACAUUAGACAAACGCAAUCCUUUGAUAUAAGAUUGUCAACUCUAAACGAGGCCACAAUUGAUAUUCUAUUUACGAAGAAUAAGGAAACUAACGCGGUGCAUAUAAACAUUGGUGCUGGUUCAUACCUAGAAGUAACAUUGCCAUGGAUCGUGUUACAGGACGGGUACACGACCAAAAUAACUGGACAAUUGUUGCACUUGGAAGCUACCACAAGUCUACAGUAUAGAAGCUUAGCUGAGAGUGAAACAUUAGAGUACACUGUCAAAUGCCACUACCCUCUUGUAUGGAACCACCAUCAAUGUUGGCAGUUAAGUCUGACAGGUUGUAAAGCCACGACACACCUCGUCUACACACACAUAGACUUCUUUCAAGAUCUCAUUAACGACUGGUCGACGAAAGCUCGGCCAGACAUCUUACACUUUGUACCUUAUACCUGGAAGAUAUCGUUGCUACUGAAAGAAUGUGAAGUAGUGACGGUAAGCAACCAGUACAACUGGAUAGACUGUAGUUCUACUAAUCAAGAAAACAACCACGUCGCAUUCUGCGGCGAUCUCCUCGACGUCUCAUUCGAUUUGCCCUUCAUUGAUUUCUUGCCAGAUUUUAUUCCACUUAAGAUCUGGGUUCAAGGCGAGGCAGUGGACAUGAGUCUUUACUUGCCCGAGGUGAACACAUCAAAGCUACUUCUUUUAUCUCUCGAUAAGAAUAUGAAGCUAGUUCCUUGCAGACUAAAAGCUUCCAAAUGGAGAAGAAAAUGCGUCAAGUCACAGGGUUGGGUGGAUUGCUGGUCCGUCCCUAUUGUGGCGCUAAGCGUCAGAUAUAAUUAUCAUCCCAUUCCUCCUUUGGGCCCCGAGCCUCAGGCAGACAUCACUACACCAGAAAAAGAAGAAAUUCUUUUGUCACCGAUGAGAAUACCAAGGAUGAGGAAACAACCCCAAAUUAAUUGGACAUUAGAUGGAAAUAAAUUCGACAGAACAACGUUACCACCUGAUAAGGUCAGCGUGGAACUUGAAGUGGGACCUUCCAUCCUACUGGCGUAUGGAACUAUUAUUACAAGCUUUAUGAAUUUACUAGAAAAUAUCUUUGGUGAAGACCAAACAUUUACUGACAUGCAAAAAACCCCAAAUAUGGAAACCUUUUAUUGGUCCAGUGAUAAUACAAAACUAAACGAUAAGAGCAGUGUGAACCAACACACUGAGAUAUCAAUAGACGACUCCACCGAUUCAAGUAAGGGUCCUUUCGACCCUCGACAUUACAGACCUUUGGACGUGACAGUGUCCAUUAUAAUCCACGAUAUACAAGCGCACUUAGUUAAAAAUUGUAGUGAAAGUGAACCGCCUUGUCCAGUCAUACUAAUCGAACGAUUUGGCUUUGAAAUGGACAAAAGUUUCAGAGAGACCAAAUUGCAACUUCUACUAAGUCCAUCAAUAUUAGUAUCUGCGAAUAACUUGUCUCGGUCGAACCCCACCAACUCGGGAGCCUUGUAUCAGGGUCACUUGAUGCUCUCGUCCUUCCAACUGCGAGGUAACGGCUUCUUCAGCGACACUAACAGAACUGUCGAAGAGGAUACUGUGGAGUACGCCUGGAUGAUGGAACUCCAGCUAGGUCAGUUGACUGGGCGCCUUACACUGCCCCAACUAUACCAAAUCAUAUCAUCAUUAGAAACCUUCCUGCUACUCAUAUGUGAUAGCGAAAACGAAUUAGUGCCUCCCAACCCUGCUAGACAAUGUCAUCACGGAUUAAACAAUGUAAUGUGUGCAGAAACAGAUCUUACGUUAAAAUACAGAUGUCCGACAGCAAAUGAAAUCAAAUACAAGAUGAUUCGAGUCGCGAUUGAUCUCAUCGACAUUUACAUCGCUGAUUCCAACACUACGCUACAGACGUGGAUCUCUCCAGUCAGACUAAGCUUUUGCAAUUUACACGGUUCUGGAUUCGGAACGGGCGUGACUGGUUUACUGCCAAAUAUAAAAUUAGCUCUCUACACUCAAACUAAUAUGCAAGCAAAUACUCAUCACCACUCAAAUGGUAGUAACAAUAGCCAGAAUAAGCCGCCUGAAAGUGAUAACUGGGUCGGGGUCGGCUCAGUGGCCUUAGGCCCUCUACUUAUCGAAGCUGCCUCAUCACUGCCCCAAACGCCUAAAAACCUACAUUUAGUUCAACAAAAGUUCUUGAAACUUCACGACGAUAAGACGAAACGACUUUGGUUCUUGUGGCCAGUUGAAGGAAAGAGUUCGCAAUGUGGUUGUACCGGAGGAUGUGCGUUCUUCGGUUCUAAUAGAAACGGUCCUAAUUUCUUGAAACCUAACCCGAACGACUUGAAUGAGGGAAUCAAUGUGGCUAUGUUUAACAUAAUAGAAACGACGCCGGGCGAGUACGGGUACGGACAGAGUCUGUUACAUCAGGGGCAACUUGUAUUCCAUACGCCGCCAUACAACAGUCUGAAUGUGUGCCUGCAGCCAACUAAUGUGGCCACUUUGAUACCAUCGCCUUUACCACAAAACUUAAACAAGUCCCCACAAAGUGCUGAGCGUCGAAGUCUCACAAGAAGAUUCUCUUACACAAGCAUGAGCAAAGGAAGUAACAACCUUCUGGUUUCUAGUACGAAAAGCGAUGUUCCUUACGCUCGCUUAGUAGAUUCAUCCGUGCCUUUGGGAAGUACUAAAAUUGAUAGUGACUCCAAACUCAACAAGAGUAUAUUGAACGUUCCUCAGAUGGAAAGCAGUGUUUCAGAUUCUAAGUUAGCGCUAAGUUGCGGCGCCAAAGAUAAUGCUAAUGUGACGGGUAAGAAACCGGCUCCAACUGAUACAGAGUCGUUUGUUGUACCUAAAGUGCCUGUGAGAAGCGUUGCUGUGUCGGAAUCGCAUUAUUCAUUGAACUCUCAAGUACCACCAGAAGACACCCUUCCCGCCGAGGUCCAGAGGACCAUGUCUAUUACAAGCGAAAACCAUUCCGAAGCUUUUUUCUCGGCUGACGAGGACAUGUUCCCAAGCCGGUCAUCUAGUUUGAAGCAUUCCUUCGGCAGUCGCCAUAGUAACCCUAGAGAUAAAAGCUCCUUUGGUAUCAACGAUAUUACGAACGAGAAAUGGACCAGUUCAGCGCCCAAGUCUGAGGCGGUAGACAUUCCUGAUACGAUAAGUAAUUUGAGCACUGGCGUACAGCCAGAUUCUGAAAGUGGUUCUGUGUCAUCAACAUCCUUCAUUUCUGCUAUCUCUUCGCAAGAAGAUAUGACGCUGGUAAAUCUUCACAUGCAAACAAACAAACCUAUAGUAGACUCACCAUUACUAAUGGCGAGUUACAUGCAUAACUUACCACAGUACAAAUGUCCUAACUGGACCUGUUGCUCCCUGCCAAGCGGGAGCGACGUCUUCACAUUACCACUUUUCAAAAGAGCCGAUGACGGCACCUUAGUUUACGUCGGACAAAAGUACCUGCCAAGCUUCGAACCAGUUGGUAAAAUUAAUAUACUCAGGCUGGUAUCCAAGAAAGAUCAUAAUAAUCAAAACCAGCAUGGGCCUUAUUCCAAUUUGCCUCCACAUUUUAACUCUCAAGUGAAAGCUCAUCCUUACCCGCAAGGCUGGUGGGAUGUUCAGCAGACCGUACAGGACAGCCAAGAGAACACCACUGAAAAAAGUACCGCAUCGACAGUAACGACCACAAGUGAUUCUAAAAGCGGGCUAUUCAUCAAGCUUCGAGGAGAAAUCGAUAUAAUGCUGACCCCACUUGUUCUAGAAAGUACUCAGAAAUUCGUCGAGUCCCUUACUCCGGUACUAGCAAAUAUACAUCCGAUAACAGUGAUAAAUCAUUUACGUCUGCUUUGUAUCUCAUCAGUGUCAAGUGCAAAUGUACUGAAACAAAAGCAGUACGUUCAGAACUGGCUGCCGCAGAUGCAAGACCGUAGCCAGUCCAACCUGGUGACGGAUAAGGACGACAAAUGUAAACUUGCAACGAUACCUCAUUCGAAUGUCUACGAAGAGAGCAUUUGUGAAUCUUUGCAAGCGACGGUCACCAUUCCCAAAGUCAACAUGAUCUUCAUCCAAUCUUCAGUAGUUGAGGACAUGAUAUCAUUCUCAGCUUUAGACAAUAUCCAGGACUUAACAUGCGUAUCUCUAUUCGGAGUAUCAGUGGAGAAUAUCAUUGCCAAGUACGUGAGCACGAGGAAGAAUUUGGAAUCUGUGCAAUUGUACUACAGACCUACGUUAAGAGCUUUGGGGAGUAAGAAGUCGUUUGGCAUAAUGAAAGGCCCACGUGCGUUGAUAUCUGCGCAGACGUCUGGAAAGAGACGUGGUCCUGAGAGAGGGGAGCCGGUUUAUAUUGAAGCUUCGCAACAGCAGUGUGAAGAUACUACUAUCACUUUGAAUGUCGGCAAAGUCCACGGUCAACUCCGGCGCAUACGCAACGAGUCCUCUCAACUGAAAGACGUCACAAUCACGGGCAUACCGUGUCAACAUUCCAAAGUGUCCUUCAAGUUCAUUCGUGUCGACUCUUGUGCUAAGGGAUGCGAGUCCAUGUGUUGCCAAAACGGCACAGCGACAGAAGCCCAAAAGGAUACACCCAUCGGCUUCAUCAUGUUCGAAUGUGGACUCGAAGGCAUCUCAAUAAAAGUGUCCAAACAUUCACAAUCCCACAAACCACAGACUCAGACUGAAGAGAAGAAACCUCUUAGACCUGAUAACGAGAGCUGCAGGGAAUCUGUCAAGUCUGCUGAAGAGACCAAACCUGAGAAAGACAGGAGUACUAAGAGCAGGACUUCGGGUAUCGAAGACCUGUUCAGAAAAAGAGAUUCUAGUUCCAAACCUAGUACUCCGAAUCUAGGGAGUGCUCAGCCUCCUCCCGUGCCCCCUCCACCUGAGCCGUCGACUCCUGGGCCUGAGGAACCGUCGAACAAUGACAGCACUACCACCGUGGUGCCUCUCAAAGACAAUGGGAACACAUCAUCUUGCGCGAUAGACCUCAAAGUGGUUUGGUUUAACUUCGCUGCUCCUCCGAGGACUCCUAUUACAAAGAAGAUUGAUUAUACCAGACUGGACUGGAACCUCCUAAGCACGGCGUCUCCCGCCAUCAACGCGUGGAUGAACCCGUGCAACCGGCUCGGCAUCCGCGUGGUGGCGCUGUACCGCGCGUACGCGAGGCGCCUCACUGCCACGGCUGCCAGUCUCAUGGCUGCUGCCUUGGAUCUCGCGCCGCAUCAUACUUUGCCUAAGAGUCGCUACGGCCGCCACACGCCGAUGGCUAAGCAGCUUCGAGAGGAGCCCUCCCUACAACUAUGUGCAGUGUUACUGCGGUAUGCAUUACAAGCUGACGCCGCGGCGGUACAGGCUGACUUGGCUGAACGACAUCUGCCGUCGCUGUCUACCUUGAGACAGGGAGUGAUAGUGCUGAGCCGUCAAUGGAAGAACAUCCUGUACACACCACUACUGCUGGAACAUAACUACAAGAGCAAGGUUAUGAAGCCGCUCAAUGUUACCUUCGCGUUACCUGAUCUUUUGGAGGAUUCAGUAGAAGGAUGGCAAGAGUAUCCUUUGGAGACAGAAGCUUUAGACGAGAAUUGUCUGCUUCUCAACAUGGACGUCGAUAAAGUCAACCUGCCUGCGUCCGGCGCGGCGGCUAGCCCGCGACCGCACUCGUUCCCAUCCACGCCGCCCUCCGUGCGCGGUGCACAGAGCAGCCGCGCGAGCCUGGUGUUCCCCUCGCUGCCAUUCUCCACCAGGAAGCCCGUGUUCCAUGACGACGCCAUCGCUAUGCGACAUGUGCACAGAGCAGCCGCGCGAGCCUGGUGUUCCCCUCGCUGCCAUUCUCCACCAGGAAGCCCGUGUUCCAUGACGACGCCAUCGCUAAGCAGCCGCGCGAGCCUGGUGUUCCCCUCGCUGCCAUUCUCCACCAGGAAGCCCGUGUUCCAUGACGACGCCAUCGCUAAGCAGCCGCGCGAGCCUGGUGUUCCCUCGCUGCCAUUCUCCACCAGGAAGCCCGUGUUCCAUGACGACGCCAUCGCUAUGCGACAUGUGCACAGAGCAGCCGCGCGAGCCUGGUGUUCCCCUCGCUGCCAUUCUCCACCAGGAAGCCCGUGUUCCAUGACGACGCCAUCGCUAAGCAGCCGCGCGAGCCUGGUGUUCCCCUCGCUGCCAUUCUCCACCAGGAAGCCCGUGUUCCAUGACGACGCCAUCGCUAUACAUUGUGCUAAUGUCCCGACAGUGCGCGGUGCACAGAGCAGCCGCGCGAGCCUGGUGUUCCCCUCGCUGCCAUUCUCCACCAGGAAGCCCGUGUUCCAUGACGACGCCAUCGCUAUAGAUUACGGGACCCUAAAGGAGGACCUACCGACAGUGGGGUCCAACCCAUCCCUGUACUCCCCACACGGCAGCGAUGAGAACAUCAAGAACGAUCGCGCCAGAGAAGACCUGUACCAAUGGAUGGCUAAACAGGAGCCUAUCAAAGUGGAGGCAAAGAGCAAGAAGCCAAUAAUCCCCCCUUCGAAGAUGAACCCGCGCGCCGUGGCCGCCGCCAUGCCUGCCUGCAGUCUGUACCCGCUGCAGGGAUCGCUGAUGCUGCUGGAUGCUCAUCUCGUGUUUCAACCGUUCUUGGCAGCGCUGGGUGUGUCGCCGCAUCAGGUUACGCAGGGUGAAUCUAAAAACAAGAGCGGGUCAGGCGAGGGCGGCAACAGCGGGCCGCCAGCACUGGACUCGCUCGGCUCCAAGCUGUCUCUCGUCGCCUGGAUGGACAUGUUCCGCAUCGACAUCGUCGUCAGCGACCUGGCCGCUAGGGCCAGUCGACAGGCGAAGGGGAAGAGGCCAGUCGACAGGCGAAGGGGAAGAGUGAGUAGUGUGAUGUUGUAUUGUAAGAACAACAGCGGGCCGCCAGCACUGGACUCGCUCGGCUCCAAGCUGUCUCUCGUCGCCUGGAUGGACAUGUUCCGCAUCGACAUCGUCGUCAGCGACCUGGCCGCUAGGGCCAGUCGACAGGCGAAGGGGAAGAGCAGCCAAACCCACGCGACAAUUCCAUCAGAAACCCCUGCCUUCCUUUGCGAGAAGGUGUCCAUCGACGUGGACUUGAAGAAAGUAGCAGACAUGGCAGUGGACGACCUCAUACAGCGACAGAACGUGCUGUACAUAUCGAGGGGACAGCUCAAGAAGCAUAUUAGCACUAUGCUCAACUUCAAUAUUAGCAUACGGUUCAUUUCGCAACAGGUGAACAUGCCACUGCUCCGGCUGCUGCAUCAGAUCAGCAACAUGUACCAGAAUGUAAAGGACACGCAGAUAGAACUGCGCACGCAGACCAAGAUCUCGCACCGACAGAACAAACAUACCUCGUCUUCAGUAUCAGACUUCAGAGAAAACCUAGUAAGCGUGACGUCCCUAGAGAAAGAAGUACAGUACGCGACACUUGAACCCAAAUGGGACCUCAUGGCGCCCACCCUGACUCCUGAGUUGGGGUUGUCAGUACCGCAGUCUCUGAGUCAGCAGAAGCUCAGUCAGCCGACCAGGCCCAGGCCACAGUCUUUCGCACAGAAGUUAAGAUCUACUGGCAAAAGUGUGAAGGGGAAGCUUGGCUACAGCUCUCUAAACGAGGGUGCUCACACACCGAUGUACGCGGCGGGAGUAGGUGCAGGCGCGGGCCGCGGCGCCGGGCCCCACGUCACCGCCGGCACCCCACCAGGCCCUGGGCCUCACGCAUCACUAGGCUCACCAGUGGGGCCCGGGCCGCACGCCUCGCUCAGCUCGCCGUCAGCUGACGCGGCCGAUGGCAAGCUGGCUCCGAGGUGUUGGCGGACAGUGUAUUUACUGCUCGACUUGUAUGCCAACAUGCCUGAUGCUGAGACUAUUACGCACAGGUUUUCCGUAACGACAGACAUUCCGGAACACUAUCGUCACAGCCGGCCCGCGCGGCCGAGCUCUCGCGAACAGAACACCAGUAACUCGUCAUCCAGUGCUGCCAACAUGGGCAUGGUCGUUGUCGGUGUUGCCAGGAUUCACCGCACCCGUCUCCUAGCCUCCCUGUCAGGGCUGAAGCUGGAGGCGGAGAUCACGUCGCUGCAGGCGUCGCUGUCGGCGUCGCGGGCGCGGCAGUGGUCGCUGAGCGGCAACCUCGGCCGCACCAUGAUCGUGCUGCUCGAGGGGCUGGCGCCUAACCAUCAAACGGUAGUCCGUGUAAGCGUGGGCAAAUCACAAGCCCUCUACGGCUGGGAGGCGGGGCGACAAGGUGCCACCGCCCUCCUCAGUGUGGGCGGAGUUAGAGUGGACCUGCCCCAACAUCCCGUGGCGUUACACGGUGUUAUGACUCGGUCGAGUCGACAGCUGUCAAGUACAUUGCAGGAACUAGGUGUAACCCGCACAUCAUCCCGGCUAUCCCGCGCGGGCCCGGGUGGUCCAGCAGGCGGGGCGGGGGGAUCAGGAUCAUCAUCAGAGGGUUCCCCCGCCCCCGCGCCUCGACCUCCGCGGCCACCUCGCCCGCCCCCCGCACACGCGCUGCUCAACCCGCUGCAUCUACACUUCUCUAUAUUGCUGCAGAGCCUGAGCAUAACGGCAGCUCUCCUGCCGUCACUGCAAGCACAGUACAAGAUGGAACAGGUUCAGAGUUCCGGCGUGACCGGCAACAAGGCGCAGUUCACUGUGGAGUUGCAGCAACACUCGCUCAGCUUCGUAACCAAGCUCCAGGUCUCUGAAGCCAACAUCCCAGCAUCAGCAGCAGUCUGGCUACCAGGAGUGCAUGUAGCAGGCAGGGUGCUAGAACAGCGAGGAGCUGCCAGACGCGAGGGAGCGUUACUCCGCGCCGGACGUUAUGUCGCAGCGAGUGCAGAUAUAGGACUGUUUGAACAUACGUUAUCUACUGAUCUGCUGAACCAUCUCGUGUUUGUGCAGAAGGUGUUUAUGAAGGAAGUUAACGAGGUAGUACAGAAGGUGUACGGCGGUGAGAAGCCAGUGCCGCUGUGGAACGAGGAGGAGGCCUCCACCUCCGCGCUCAGCAGGAUACUGUUCUCACUUACUAUUAGAAUCAAGCGCAUCCAACUGACAGCGACAACACCCAGCAACUCGGCAGUGCGACUAGAGACAGGAGCGGUGGAGUUCGAGAUAUCCAACCGCGUACAGAAUGUACAGCAACCCACAGAGCCGCAUGAAGUUAGACUCUUCGCUAGGGCACAGGUGGAUGUAAAUCUCAGCUUAGGACAGCUGAUCAGAAACGCGAUGUUUGAAGAGGCAGAACCCGAGUUCCAGCAGUAUGCUUUCUUUAACACUAGGAUAUCUAUGCGCAACGCAUUCCAAGACGAGAUGGUAUGUGGGGACGACAAGGAGGUAGUACUAAUUACCUUGAAGCGGCCUCUCAUAUACAUACAACCUGUCGCAGUCGAUAAAGCUAUACUCGUAUGGCUUAACUACAAGAACGCCUAUGAGUAUUGGAAUGAAAAGAGACUCAAUUUGAACAAGGAAGUGUUGACGGCUACACAGCAAGUCUUUGAGAAGGUACAACUGACGUCACAAAUUACAACGCCACACCUAAGCACGUUGUUCUUACAACUGAAUGUCGAUGAUAUUGGAAUAUGUUUGCCGCUAAACCAACCGCCUAUGGCUCGCUGGGGGCUGGGCCGCGGCGCGUGGGGCGCGUGGUGCGGCGAGGGCGAGGCGCGCGGCGCGGUGGUGGUGACGCUGGACGCCACCAACAUCGGCGCCUGCUCCUCCGGGGCCCUCGUGUCCAAGGGCCGCUUCGUGGGGCUGUGCCUGCGCUUCGCCGACGACUUCGAGGCCUCGCUCGACGACUGGAAGCCGAGGCCUGAUGAACCCAGCCUCAAUGUCUGCUGUGUGUCCGAGGGGACCUAUGAGGUCUGCAGUCGGACUACUGCGGCUAAGCAUAACGAAAACGCCAAAUGGUUCCUGAACGUAUCUUGGCAAAUGGAGGGCGUUGACAUACACUUGGACGUGAACGUCGGCAAACAAUUAUCCGCAUUGGGACACACGCUCACUAUGUUGACAGGAUAUGAAGAAGAAGAUCCACUGAAAAUGGACUACGAAAGUGACUUAGAUGAUGAGGCCGAUAACAGCAAAGACUCACAGGAGAGCAUAAUCCUCCGCCGCAAGUACACGGACCACCUGCCCGCCUUCGUGUUCGACACCAGCAUCGACGCCAAGAAGCGCUCCAAGCUCAUCGAGAAGGAGAUGAACGAGCAGGCCAAGAUCAUCAACGACCUCCGCACGCUGGGGGCCAGUCAUACUACCAUAGAGUACGAGAUGAAGAGGCUGCAUGAUUUAGAGGCGCUGGUGUUUAAGGAUUUCAGAAGGGAUAUGAUUCAAAAACUGCGUCGUCAAAGUGUCCGAGCCAGCUCCAUCACAAAGGGCAAGUUGGGACUGGGGUCUAACAGAAGCAAAUCAUUUGUAGUGCCUUCACCACCGCAGGAGAGGAAGGACUUUGAAGGUGCCGGGGAGCCGAACCUGGCCAUGUCUCCGGGUGUGGGCGACUCCGGCGAGACGCUACUGCUGGGCGACGAGGACAACCGCCUCGCCGACAUCAUUGAAGGCGGCAGCUGGAGCUCCAUGGAGAGUGAACCGCUUACUGGACCAUCUCGCUCAGCGUCUCUCCGCGGCCCCCGGCCGGGUACAGGUGGAUCCCGCCCCCUGGCCACCCCCAGUGUGCAGCGCCAGAGCUCCCUCCCAGCACACCCUGACCACUGGCCUGACGAGCUGGAGGGGGUCGAGCUAAGGAGGAAACAUGAACACAGCAGCGUACCACAAUCCGAAGGCCCUAGUUCCGAGAACAAGACAAGCAAAGCCAAGACAGCGGAACCGAACAUCGACUUCGAGCUGGACGUCAAAGUGUACAUCAACAGCGGCAAGUGUGUGCUGCACACCAAGGAGCCUAGCAAGGAGGAUGAUAGUAUUAAGAUUGGUCGCAUGCGCGUGGGUCGGUCUGCGUCGGGCGGGCUGGCGGAGGGCUCGGGCGCGGGCGGCUCGCCCACUGCGGCCCGGCGCAAGCAGCCGCAUCCCCGCCACCAGCCCACGCUAGACCUCACUGUGUUCCGCGUGCCUGGGUUAGAUCUUAAGGUGCAUUACGAAUCAAAAACACUACCCGAAGAGGCGACCUCCCCACAAACCGUUCCCCCACUUCCCUCCCUCAACGUGGGGGCACGUAAAGUGGGGGUGAAAAAAGCCGCACUCUUCGCCUGGAUCACGCUGCAGAGCAUUCCUGAGGAGACCAUCAUCAGCCCGCAUAUACUGGAGUUCUUGGAGCAGACCUUAGAACCUAUUCCGACUAAGGCUUCUUUCUCAACACCGACGCCUGAGGCGGAGAGCGGUUCCCGUUCCCGCUCGGUGGAGGGGGCGUCGUACGGGCAGUACGUGUACGCGUCGUUCCCCGUGGACGUCAUCGUGCACUUCCACAUGCAGCCCAGCACCUUCCGCUUCAGCUGCCUGCCCGCCUCGCGCGUCGAGUGCCUGCUGCAGCUGCCCAGCCUGCAGAUCGUCUUCAGCUCCAAGCGAGCCAGUGACGAGGAAAUGGCAGAACCAGCAGUCGCUAUGGGCGGGUUAAGCGUCACCGGCUGUCUGGCCGAUUUCUCAGUGAACAUGUUCCAUCCUUACGGCGGCAAGAAGUCCAGCCUCAAGGAAGCGCAGUGGUCCCCCCUCUCUGACACCGAGAGGAAGGACUCCUUGAGCAUUAACGUCGAGUUCGUCAAGUUCCACCUGUCUAGAUCCAGGAAGUUGGACUUCCAGACUGAUCAGGACCAGUCGAAGGCUACUGUCAGGUUUUCAACGAUCGUGGACGUUGGUUCAGCGUGGUUUAAAUAUGACAUGCGUCGUCUGGGCGAGAUCUUAGCCUUCCCUAAGGCGUGGUACAGACGGACGAUUGUAAGGCGCAUGUUCCUUGGAGACCUUAGUCUACACGACACGCGCGAUCAUGGAACUUCAAGCAACGCUCCAGUGUCACCCGUAUUGCCUCAGAGAGAGAAAACUAAGACUGUUGAUCAUCAAAAACCUAAAGAGAGUAAAGCAGCUGCGCCAGCGAUGGGCGCGGCGUGGGAGACGCUGGUGCUGUUCGCCGUGAACUUCACCAAGCUCAACGUGCACAUGAACAUGGGCAAUGUUAUGGGGAAUGUCAGUUGGCAGAGCCGCGACUUCAACUGCUCGGGGCGGCUGUCGAUCGGCAGCACGGGGCACCGCAACAUGCUGCUGGGCGUGGCGCUGGCGGGCUCGGAGCUGGACGCGCGCGGCGGCAUCGUCGGCGGCGCCAUCGCGCUCUCCUCCAUCGACACUUACGUGCACAUCGAAGAAGAAGCAGGCUGCAACCCCGGGCACGUGUGCGGCGUCCGACUAGCUGCACUGGAGCUGCGGCUAGAGUACAUGGGUACUCCAGUCCUGAUGGCGCGAGUGUCCCGCCUACAGGCUGCUCUGCGCGACGAGUGGCUGGCCCGGUGUCGCCAGCCGCCGCAUCACCCGCAUCGACCCACCUCACGGCCUGCGAUUAUCCUGACGCAUGGGACACUAAGCUGGCAUCAGCUCCAGAUCCUGAUGUCCAGGAGUACUACUCCAGACCUGCUGAAGAUGCAGUUGAAGCUUGAGGAGUUCUUCACGCAGCAGUUCAAGUCUAGCAAGCGAGUGUUCAGCUCGCUGCAUCCUAAUUAUACCAACUCGCGACGUGAUCGACGGGAACCACCACCGGCAGCAGCAUCGGCUGGCGAGGCUGGGUCAGCGCCGGCUCCGGAGCUGCGCCACCACCGGCACUGGCAGGAGGUGCUGUACCUCGUGUCCGGCAUGCAGCUGUCCACGCUGCCCACGCCGCUGCCAGCUAAUGGUACGGUACUCGGCGGUACAAUGGAGCUACACGGCAGUAACAUCUCGUUGGCUUGUUUCCAUGGCAACAGCUUCAAGUCCAAGUCGUGGGCGCUGUUCAGUUUGAAGGACCCUUGUAUCAGCUUCGCGACUGAGGCUCAGCAGGUCGCUAGUGAAGAGGGCAGCAUGGAGGUGCACGUGGUGCAGAGCCUGACGGCGAGCCUGGGCUCGACGGGCAGCGGCGCCCGCGCGCACGUGUCGCAGGCCACCGUGUGCCGCAUGACGCGGGCGCUGCUCUUCCCGCCGCAGUUCAAGACGCUGCGGGAGUGGUUCCACUACGCCUUCGCUAACAGCGAGAUCGAUGCCAUCGAACUGUUCCCAUCCCUGGAGCGUGAAACAAACACCAGCAGCUCAGGAGCGGGCAGUACCAACAGCACGGAGCGCAAGGCCGGUGCAGCCGACAAGCACGUGCGCGAGGUGAUCUUCGCGCUGCCCUCGCUGCAGCUGCAUCUGCGCACGCAUCAUCUGCAGGCGCAUGCGCCGCCCACUGACACCGAUGAAAAGCCGGUGGUUGAAUGCAGUUUCAUAACGGAGUUUGAAGAUCACAUAUUCGUGUCAGUGGACGCUGAAGCUUUCUUGUUCCUACAUGAUCUUAUUUCUUCGUAUAUCAAGGAGAAAGACAGAGUGAUGCCGGGCGCUUCCCGGGCAGGCUGGGCGGAGUCGGGCGGCGCGAGCACGUCGGCCAGUCGGGCAGGGGCGGCGCCGCGGCCCGAGGGCGUCGCGCAGGACUACCGCGACUAUCGAUGUGUUACUUGGCAUCUCGAGCCUACUGUCAGACUGCUGUCCUGGGCAGGCAAGUCCAUCGAACCAUACGGCGUGGACUACAUCCUUCAGAAGCUCGGCUUCAGCCACGCUCGCACCACCAUCCCCAAGUGGCUGCAGAGAGGAACCCUGGAUCCUCUCGACAAACUCCUGUCUCUUGUACUACUCAGACUUGUGGCCAUCGUGCCGCACAAGUGAUAUUAGACCUUACCGCUGUAGCAAUACGGCGCACUUUACAACAACAGGUGAGGUUAUUACUACAUUAUGGUUUCAAACAAGUGACUAGCGGAUGAUUUCUUUCUACCGUGCCGCACAAGUGAUAUUAGACCUUACAGCUGUAGCAAUACGGCACAUUUUUCUACAUACAACAACAGAUGAGGUGUUAACUACAUUAUUGUUCGAAACAAAUGACUGCAGUGGAUGAAUAUGUAUGUACUACAGCUAGUUGCCCCCGUGCCGUUCAGGCGAUAUUGGUCCUUGAGACAAUACAAAUACGGUGCACUUCACAACAACAGGUGACUUACUUUCGACAUUAAUAUUUUAAGAAUAUGUAAAUGAAUGGAAACGACAUAAUCCGGAAUUGUAACACGUGGUUAAGAACACUGAUAUCUAGCGACGAUCGAGCGACAUAUUGAACGAAUUGAAUUUGUAAUUAUAAAGUGCUUUAGGUUGAAUUGCCUAGCGCUAUCGAAAAUAAUGUGACAUUAUAAUUCUUAUAAUUCUGUCCAAGGAAUCCUUUUUAUAAUUCGACAAUCUAAACAUUCCUAAACUUAACAUGGACUUUAUAAUCAGACGAUAAGGUUGAAAAUUGAUAAAUAAAAAUGCUAAAAUGCUGUGGUUGAGGGAUCGAAAAUGAAAUGUAAUAGUUAUAUUGAAACAAAGAUGGCCUUUGGUGUGUAUCUGUAGAUUAUGUAGACAAUUACAAGUUUUUACUACACGUAUACAUGUAAAUCUAGUUGAAUUCUAAACAAAGAGUAUAUUAUUCUUCGAUGUAUAGUAGAUAAUUGCGAAAAGGAGUUUAAAAACUCAAUUUUCAACGAGAAUGGAUGAGUAUGAGAUUAUUUUUUAAUAUUAACGUUGAAACAUGUAUGUGCAUAUACAGUUUUAUAUGUAAAAUUGUGUAUAUGUGUACAUAAUCAAAAUAUAAAUGAUAUUAUUGUAUUUUGAGAUUUUGUGCUGCCUAGUAAAUGUUUGACUUCAAAACUUAGACCCACAGAUUUUAGCUAGGAAAUUGAAAUUCAUUAUUAAAAUAUAUACUCCAUAUAAAGUAUGAUAUUAACCAGUAACGUCUCUAGCAUUCCCUUCACUAAUAACUUUGGAAAUACAAAUAUAUUAUAUUCCAAUUUUAUGAGAAAGUACAAUUUAAUGUGAAUUUAUUAACAUACACCAAAACAGCGCAUUUCAUUGGCUUACACACUUCAUACUUGUAAAUAUUAGCAAAUUAUUUUAUAGGAAAAACAAAUAUGUUUUGGUUCUAUCACUUUACUUACUUGGCCAGUUUUUUUGCUUGUAUAAAGUUAUUUCUUCAACACUCCCUUUAAAAAUGAACCCCAAUAAGAAUUAAGUAGAUAAUAAAAAAAUCCCCUUAUAUGCAGAGAUCUAAGAAAUCAACACGAAAUUCUGUUUUCGACAUUUAUAAUUAUGUAAUUUUUAUAUACAGGGAAAUCAAUAAAAAAUAAGUCUGCUAAGAUAGCAAGAUUGUUUUUUCUUACAAUACGAUGCUUGAAUGCACUCUACAUAGAAAUAGUUUUCAUCCAGCUUUAUCAUUAAAAAUAUAUAUUUCAGGAGUGAAUCCUCGCACCUUUUAGCUGUUCCAAUAGAAUCCGCUAAGCAGUUUUCAACUUUAUUUUAUUCAUACAAUAAGGUAGGAAAUUGCUUAACAGCGAAACUCUUAGUGCUGUUAUAAUUUAGUAUUUUAUUUAGCGACCAAAAUGUUCCAUCACAGUUUUAGUUAUUAUAUCGUGUAAGGUGGGAUUAUUCUGUGAUUAUUGUGAAUGCAGUUAGUUCGUAAGUUAUGUGGAUCGUGUUUAUUGCCUUUGUUUUGUUGGGUGGGGAUGUUUGUAGCUGAGAGCUUGUCCAGAAGACGUGUAGGCUUGCUAGUGAUCCGUGAUACAACUUAUUUUGGCUCAAUAAAGUAUUGUUUUCUUAGUUUCUCUUAUAAUAAUGAUACUCCAAGCUCACCUCUUGUCAAUGCUAUCGACUUACCUCUUCUAGGCUGUCAUUAUAAAUUAUUUGUUUCUGUUUAUAAAAAUCAAGGGUAUGUCAUCCAGCAGAGUCUGACCAGAAUUAAUGUCCCUGUGACAAUUUUCCUUUAUGCAGUUCUCAAUGUAUCUCUCUCGCGACGAUCGCCUAUCUGGACCAACUCUCAGGAUAUUUUAAUCACUUAUUGACGUUAACUGUCACUUUUAUUAUUAUGUGAACUUUUUUAUUAAGUUUAUAUUUAUGUAUAUUCUUCUGAGAUGUUAUUAUUCCUAUCAAUACUAGUUUUAUUUGAAAACUGUAACAUGGGAUUUUGAGAAUCAUUAGACAUUCGGACUGAAGUUGUAAAAUAUUGUUAUCCCAUUUUGCAGUAUUUUAAUUAAAUUAUGAAGAUUUAUAAUAUUAAUAAUGCUGUUUAUACAAUUUAAGUUUGAAUUUUAUUAUCAUCCACUAUUUUAUUACUAUUAAAUAAACAAAUGGUUCACAAAUAAGCUACAAAUUGAAUAUUUCACAUUAUAUAAGGGGUUCUAAAUGCUAUAGUUUACUGGGAUUGUAAUACAAAGUAAGUUAAUUUGCGGAAGAAGUUGUAUUAUUUUGUAUAAUAGCGGUAGCGGUUAGGUUUGAUGGGCUUCGUUGCAUAGUACUGAUUAUAUUUUAUUAAAGCAUGGUGAUUUGUACAUAAUGUAUGUGAUAGAUAUCAAUAAAUUAUUAUUAGAAUUUAA